UUCGAAUGCGAACAUGAGCAUAGACGCUAUUAAAUUACAUGGAAGAGCAGAUAUGUCCUACAAACUCGGAAUGGGCGUGACAAAAGGGGUGUACAAGGCAGAGCGCAUCAUGAAUACUUCGUCAUCCAACCCAGCCAAGUGGGGUCCAGCUGUCAUAGGUCUUUACAGAUAUAUAAGGGUACGGGCAAACCCACAGAAUGACGAGCUCGCAGUAUGCGAGCUAAAGGUCAACGGAUACCCAAGGACACCUCACUACCGGGUUAUCACAGGUAUCGCCAUGUCGAAUUCUCCUGUCAGAACAGCUUCAAAUGUUGUGAGCGUCAUCGAAUGCGCGUCAAUCUGUCUGCAACAAACGGACCCUGUGUGUAUGGCCACACAGUACAACCAGGUGACGAAGAGCUGCGCGCUAUUUGGCGACUUAGAACACACCAAGGACUCCAGUAAUUUAAGCAGAACUGUUGUGUUCAAAUUUGCCGCGCAUGCCUUUGCAAACAUGAACUGAUUUGAACGCCUGUCCUCAAAUGUGUGGAAUUGAAAGGUCUGUUCACCUAGUAACAUAACUAUUGCGAGACAUGUUUGACGACAAAUAAGAUUUAAAAAAAAAUUACUGUUAAGAAUCCAGAAAUAUAAAAAUAACAUAUACAAAAGCGUCUCAUUAAAUAUAAGUCAUCGCAUGUUCUGAAUUCAAUGGCAAUCGAACAUAACAAUGCUUCAAUAUAAAGUAUACGAAAAUGAUUUUUUGUGAAUGACACUGUUACCGAUUUUACAUCUAUGUAACUUGCAAUGACAUAGCUAUAUCAAUGACGCAUGUUGAAAAUUAAUACAAGGUUUCGUUGCUGACGUUAAACAGAGAAAUAAUUUCUCGUUAUUGCUCUGAAAGCAACACUCUUUCUAUGUCUCCCAAUUUAUACUGGGGGACAUAUUGUUUUUGCCCUGUCUGUUGGUUUGUUGGUUUGUCUGCGUCAAACUUUAACAUUGGACAUAACUUUUGCAAAAUUGAAGAUAGCAACUUGAAAUUUGGCAUGCAAGUGUAUCUCAUGGAGCUGCACAUUUUGAGUGGUGAAAGGUCAAAUAUAUGGGGGGCAUAGUGUUUCACAAACACAUCUUGUUUAUUUUAUGCAUUUAAUUAUUCUUUUUAUUAUUAGUAUCUUUUUAGACGUGUUGUGUCAGUAGUAUUUUCUUAUUAAUAUGUGUAAUGCAGUUGUUGUGUUACAAAUUCAACAUUCCAGCGCCAUUUUGUAUUUCAAUUAAUAUUUUCCGUGCAUCUAAAACGUAACUUGAUUGGCCAGCUUCUAGUAGCCCUGCUAAUAGGAAUAGCGAGUAUGACCCUCAUAAUUAGAGUCGUCUGGACCGGAGCAGAAACAAAGUUUAAAAUGACAAAUAUUAACAGCAGCAUCACGGUAACACACAAUAAACACGCAUACUUGUUUUCGUAAAAAAAAAGACGGACACAUGAAGUUAUGCUCCUUAAAAUGCUAAACUGUCAAAGAUGCACGAUGGAAUGUAUUUUCUGUUGUCUUCUCUUUUAAUUUCGGAAUGUUAUUGUUAUUGAUACGGAAAUGUGCCCGAAAAAAAGAACUCUUUGCAGAUAAUUGCUUUAAUAAUAAUUUGGAUAAGUAUUUGACCUUUUAACCAAGAUGACCGACUCGACUUAAUUAUUUCCCUAAAAAAACUGGCUAUGUUAUAAUCUAAGUAAAAAACCCGAUAAGACACACUCGUUUGCUAAUAAGUUAGCAGAUAUGUUAACACGAAAUAAGAUAUGUCAUUUUAAAGUGAUAUUAUGGGCAUGUUUCACUAUUGCAUUGAGCUGUAAAGAACUAACAGGUCAAAAGAGUUCGUUAAAAUGUGGUAACUGACCAAUUAUCUGCAACUCAUCUUGCUACCAGGUGUUUAUUAAAAAUAUAUUUCAUAUUCGAUAUUUUACAUGACUCACCCAGUCCUCUAUGCCGAAAUGAUCCGUAAAACAAAAUUGUGUCUUUGUGUCGUAUGAACAAAUCUGCACUUAAACUAAAUUUAGGUUCACAUUGUACACCGUGAUCAGUUGUCAAACGAAAGUACGGUUGAUAUUCAAAUGCAUUGUUUUUUUUGUUUUUCUUUUUCCGGGAUAUUGUUUUCGUAUGUUGAUGCUGCAUUAACAAAUAUACGUGUAUAUGAAGUGAAAACACCAAAAAUGAACAACAGUUGCGAUAGACACCUAUAAACUGUUAGAUGCCCAUAAUAUCACUUUAAAAAUUUAUAUAUUGCAUAAAUUCCCUUUUUUAUAUUUAUAUUGUUUUAUUUAAAAAUGUAUGGUGAUGUGUUUUUAUUUAAUUUUAAUAAAUGUUGUCCUUUACAUUGCAAUUUGAUUAACUAUUUUAAAUAUUGCCCUGUUCAUUUAUAUAUCAGAUCUAUAUUAAAUAGCACUGAUAGUAAUCAUAUCAAUAUAACAGAGGUCUGAGCAUACCAAGUGUUAUUUCAUGUCUUAAACACAAUAACAUCGUUGAAUGUUCAGCAGUAUAAAUAUGUAAAUGUUUAAAGGUUUGAUGCGUAAAUCAGUACAUGCAAAAAAAAAAGUUAAACAUUUUUGUAAUUCGAAUAAAUUGUAUUAGGCACAUUGUUGAUUCAGAUGCUUUGUUCGUAGACCAAAAUUGUGACGGCAUUACAGUUUGUGAUUAAAAGCUCUUAAUUAAAUAAAUGCUGCAUAUUAUAUUGUUUAUUACGGCUUUGCCAUGGCUUCACACGUAUUUGUAUCUUUCUGAAAACAAUGUUUCAUUACUCCUUGUUUUACAUAGUAUACCUAUUUCAAAUAUGACAAUGGCUUGAAAAGCAAUCUCGUUGAAGGAAAUUUAUGUUGAUUAUAGAAUAUUUGAAUGUUGAAGUGUAAGGAAAAGUAAAUUAUUUACAAAUGUUAUUCGUUCAUAUGCAAAACAACGUUUAUAGUUUAAAGGGAAACUACACAUUAAUACGACUUAAUCUGACCGUAGAGAUGAGAUUAGAUUGAUCCGAAAGAACCAUAACGGAUUGUUACAUGUCUUGAUUAAAAUACUUCUGAUUUAAAUUAUGUGUCUAAUUUUCCGACAUAAUGUAGUACAUUUGAUAAUGCAAAAAACGAGUAAGAUAUAUUGUUAUAUCAAACCCGAUGUAGCACAUACGUUUGCCUACCAGUUAGAAAUUUGUGUUGAUGUGUUUGAUGCGUUUUAUUCAAUUUUUAAUAAAUGUUGUGCUUUACCAUGUAUUUUAAUAAACUGUUGUUCAGUUUUUUUAUAUACCAGAUCUAAUUUUACGACAUAAUGUUAUACAUUUGAUAACGCAAAAAACAACAACACUAAAAUAAAUUGUUAUUUCAAACCCGACUUAGCACAUACGUUUGUCGAUCAGUUAGCCGAUAAGUUUAUACCCCAAAAGAUACAAAUUCCCUUUUUUAUAAAUCUAUAAUGUUAUUUAAACGCUUUAGAAAUGUGUGUUGAUGUGUUUGAUGUGUUUUAUUUAAUUUUUAAUAAAUGUUGUGCUUUACAAUGUAUUUUGAUAAACUGUUGUUCAGGUUUUUAUAUACCAUAUCUAAUUUUUUGACAUAAUGUAAUACAUUUGAUAAUGGAAAAAAACAUCAACUAAAAUAUAUUGUAAUUUCAAACCCGACUUAGCACAUACGUUUGCCGAUCAGUUUGCAGAUAAGUUUAUUCCCAAAACGAUACAAAUUCUCUUUUUUAUAAAUCCAGAAUGUUAUGUUUUACAAUUUAGAAAUGUGUUGUUGAUGUGUUUGAUGUGUUUUAUUCAAUUUUUAACAAAUGAUGUGCUUUACAAUGUAUUUUGAUAAACUGUUGUUCAUUUUUGAUAUACCAGAUCUAAUUUUUCGACAUAUGGAAUACAUUUGAUAAUGCAAAAGAAACAACUAAAAUAUAUUGUUAGUUCAAACCCGACUUAGCACAUACGUUUGUCGAUCAGUUAGCCGAUAAGAUUAUACCCAAAAAGAUACAAAUUCCCUUUUUUAUAAAUCCAAAAUGUUAUUUUUACAAUUUAAAAAUGUGCGUUGAUGUGUUUGAUGUGUUUUAUUCAAUUUUUAAUAAAUGUUGUGCUUAACGAUGUAUUUAAUAAACUGUUGUUCAGUUUUUUAUAUACCAGAUCUAAUUUUUCGACAAAAUUAAAUACAUUUUUUAAUGCAAAAAAACGACUAAAAUAUAUUGUUAUUUCAAACUCGACGUUGCACAAACGUUUGCCGAUCAGUUAGCCGAGAAGAUUUUACCCAAAAAGAUACUAAUUCCCUUUUUUAUAAAUCCAGAAUGUUAUUUUUUUAAAUUUAGAAAUGUGUAUUGAUGUGUUUGACGUGUUUUAUUCAAUUUUUAAUAAAUGUUAUACUUUACCAUGUAUUUUUAAUAAACUGUUGUUCAGAUUUUUAAUAUACCAGAUCUUAUUUUUCGACAUAAUUGAAUACAUUUUUUAAUGCAAAAAACGACUAAAAUAUAUUGCUAUUUCAAACUCGACGUUGCACAAACGUUUGCCGAUCAGUUAGCCGAUAAGAUUAUACCCAAAAAGAUACGAAUUCCCUUUUUUAUCAAUCCAGAAUGUUAUUUUUAAAAAAUUUAGAAAUGUGUAUUGAUGUGUUUGACGUGUUUUAUUCAAUUUUUUAAUAAAUGUUAUGCUUUACCAUGUACUUUAAUAAACUGUUGUUCAGGUUUUUUAUAUACCAGAUCUAAUUUUUCGACAUAAUUUAAUACAGUUUAUAAUGCAAAAAACGACUAAAAUAUAUUGUUAUUUCAAACUCGACGUGGCACAUUCGUUUGCCGAUCAGUUAGCAGAUAAGUUUAUACCCAAAAAGAUACAAAUUCUCUUUUUUAAUAUAUCCAGAAUGUUAUUUUUUACAAUUUAGAAAUGUGUGUUGAUGUGUUUGAUGUGUUUUAUUCAAUUUUUUCAAUAAAUGUUGUGCUUUACCAUGUAUUUUGAUAAAGUGUUGAAGUAUUGAAUGGAUUUUAAAUACAAUCUCAGUGUUUUAUAAUUAUUGAAAAGAUUUGAAAUACAAACUCAGACUUUGCUUUCAGCCCACGUGGCAAGUACGUGACCCAUUUUCGGCAAAUUCAAAUGUAACAAUAAAAUAUCAAAUGUGUUUCGUAAGCGUCAGCUAUAAUAUUUGUGGUGAACGCACGUACAAUAUGAUUUAAACAAAUCACGAUAAGAGUCAAAGAGUCAACGAUUUAUGUUGGAAUAUUGAUCAUAUUUAGCUAUAGCGUAAUGUUUUAUGAAACUUAAGUGUAAAUCUGUGUGAACAUAUGUGCGCUUUUGCUUAUUAUUGAAAUAAAAGUUUUCAUUUUU
Messenger RNA from Dreissena polymorpha, 5283 nucleotides. RefSeq lists its product as uncharacterized. NCBI's taxonomy places the organism in Eukaryota, Metazoa, Mollusca, Bivalvia, Myida, Dreissenidae. The record is from RefSeq and is a predicted model, not a curated record. Bases 14 to 502 code for a protein of 162 amino acids. The transcript is spliced from 3 exons.